GGAAAUUUAUUGGUGAUUCUUGUUGUAACCAUGUCACGCAGACUAAGAUCAAUAACAAAUUUUUUCUUGGCGAAUUUGGCGGUGGCUGAUUUAUGCGUAGGAGUAUUUUGCGUCAUCCAAACGUUGACGUUUUACUUAAUUGAUAGCCGCACCGUAACGAACAUACAUCUCAAUGGGAUUAGUGAAGAGAUUUGCAUAAUGCAUCGCGGACUUUUUAGCUCUAAACUUUUGGAUUCAAUAAACUUAUCUGCGUUGUAUUUAUUACCUUUACUUGUUAUGACGAUUCUUUAUAGUCGUAUCGCAGUUGCAUUGUGGAGAAGCUCACAAGGAAUUGAACGAAACAUCGCAAUGCAUCAUACACCUGCUGAAAAUCAUGGAAAUGCCCAAACAUCUCAAAACGCAGCAUCAAAUCGAACAACUACCAAAUAUGAGAAACGUCCAGUAGGCCCUACUGAAAGUCAGGUUUCUGUUGAUUCUGAUAAAAUAAUUACAACGACUUGGCGUACACAGAGUUUUCACCACCAUAGGCACUGCCAUAGCCAACAUAGUGGCCACAGUCAUCAUCCAUCGCAUUCUUCAAAUAAUGUUCUAAGGGCGAGAAGAGGAGUCGUGCGAAUGCUUAUAAUUGUGGUUCUUACUUUCGCUAUAUGUAAUCUUCCCCUGCAUGCUCGCAAAUUAUGGCAAUACAUGUCAAUCAAUUAUCACGGUGAAUCGAACUUCAGUGCUCUGUUAACACCAAUUACAUUCCUAAUAUCUUAUUUUAAUUCUGCAUUCAAUCCCUUGCUUUAUGCGUUUUUAAGUCGCAAUUUUCGCAAGGGAAUGCGAGAAAUAAUCUUAUGUUCAUUCAAAAAAAGUAACAAAAAAACGCAACAACGAAUACCAUUACAUGUGAGUAAAUCAGUUUUUUGACACAUUUAUACAUACAAGAAUUUGGUAGCACUGAUGAUUUUAAACUCACAAAAUUGAGGAGAUGCAAAAAAGAUAAAAAACAUCAGACAGUCAAUUUAAAGCAUAUUUGAUAUUUCAAUAAUUAACUUAUAUUUAAUUUAUAUCUAGAAAGAGUAUAGAAAGUGGAUUGAUUUCAGGUUAAAAAAAAACCUUGAAAUAUAAAAAAUACAUAGACUCAUGUACCUAUCAUUCAAGAUCUUGACUCGUUAAAUUGAUACAAAUUCCAACAUCUGCAUCAACGGCCAAGAAUUGUAAAAACGUUCACUCAAUGAUGAUAGCAACGGAUACAUGAAUGCACUAGGAUAGAAACAACUCCAAAGAACAAAACAAAACACCGCUUUUUCAUAUCGCGCUCAGUAGUAUAACUAGGCGGUGUCUCAAAACUAACCCUCCCCCAAAAUGAUAUCGUCCCAAUUUUCGUUAAGAAUUAUUACUAUAAACCAAAAAGGAAUGGAUUCCAGGGAAAAAAAUGCAGUAAUAUCGUAUUGCAGAAAAAGUUUGAUAAUUCACAACAUCCAUAUAAAAAAGUUUGGAAACUAACCAUUUACAAACACCAUCUGUAAUCUUUUCAGAAAAGUUUUCCUCAGUGUACAUUAUUAUCGUAAAAAAUAAAAAUUAAUCGUUUAU
Messenger RNA from Sitodiplosis mosellana (orange wheat blossom midge), 1575 nucleotides. RefSeq names its product trissin receptor. Lineage: Eukaryota; Metazoa; Arthropoda; Insecta; Diptera; Cecidomyiidae. The record is from RefSeq and is a predicted model, not a curated record. Gene Ontology annotation, molecular function: peptide binding; G protein-coupled receptor activity. Bases 31 to 909 code for a protein of 292 amino acids. The transcript is spliced from 5 exons. Gene Ontology annotation, biological process: G protein-coupled receptor signaling pathway. Gene Ontology annotation, cellular component: membrane.